Messenger RNA from Saxophila tyrrhenica, 1206 nucleotides. RefSeq lists its product as uncharacterized. The transcript has a single exon. The record is from RefSeq and is a predicted model, not a curated record. Lineage: Eukaryota; Fungi; Ascomycota; Dothideomycetes; Mycosphaerellales; Extremaceae. The coding region runs from base 1 to 1206 and encodes 401 amino acids.
AUGAUCGCGCCGCCGCGCCACCUCACCUCGUUGAUCGUGGUGUUCGCGCUCGCGCUGCUGACCUUCUUCAUCUACUACCGCCCCUCGAUAGGAGACACCAUCUCGGACCAUGCGACUUCGAUAGCAGGAGUGUCGGGGAGGAGUCGCGUAAAAGCUGCGAAUGCGACACUGGGUUUUGGAGGGUUAUUCGUCGUCUCCGGCCCCGGCUCGCCGCGAAGGUCGAAGUUGGAGCAAGCAGCGGCGGUAACAGAGCUGCAGCUCACAAUACCGGAGCAAGUACAGUGGACGGGGCAAGACGUGCUCGACUUCCGGUGGGACAACGUCACCGAGUCCAAAGUCGGCAUCGGCAGCGUCAAAGCCUGGCUCAGCCACCACCUCGUCCUGAAAGCCUUCCUCGAGUCCGGCGUCGAGACGGCGCUCAUCUUCGAAGACGACGUCGACUGGGACAUCCGCCUGCGCACCACACAAGUCCCGCUCGCCCAGGCCGCCGCGCGCACUCUCACCUCCGCCUCUGCAGCCUCCCAAUACCCCUGGGGCCACCCCGACACCUGGGACUUGUUUUAUCUGGGCCACUGCGGCGACUACUUCAACGACCUCGACGAAGGCGUCGGAGUAGGCCACCACCACCCCCACCACCUGACCGAAAUCCCGCACCAAGUCUUCCUCGACCCCACCCUCCCCGACCGCACCGACCUGCACCCCUUCACCGCCUCCCUGCUCACGGCCCUCAACGUGCCUCUGCAAAGCCGCGUGCUCCACCGCUCCAAAUGGCCCCUCUGCACGUUCGGCUACGCCGUCACUCGCGCUUCCGCCCUGAAGAUCCUGACCGACGUCGCGCCGCCGAAAGAAGACAUUGCGCGUAAUCUAAUCGCCUACGACGCGGCGCUGUUAGACGGUUGCCGCAACGCGUACAAACUGAACUGCUUCUCCAUCACCCCUGAGCUCUUCCAUCACAUGGAAGGGAAGAGCAUCAUCGCGCUCGAAGAGGAGACGCACGACCAUAAGCAAGUUUUCCGGCCGCCGGUGGAUGUCGCGGGGUUUGAGCAGGUGUGGUGGAGGAAGGAGACGAGCAAUAUUGGGUGUGGGUUUUGGAGCGGGGAGUUUUAUUACGAGUAUGAGGAGAGCAAGUUGGAGGGGUUGAGGGAGGAGGCGAGGAAGGGGAGGUGUGCUAAGGAGGGGAGGCGUGCUAAGGAGGGGAGGCGGUAG